Molecule: messenger RNA, 1238 nt
Organism: Linum tenue
Lineage: Eukaryota; Viridiplantae; Streptophyta; Magnoliopsida; Malpighiales; Linaceae
Source: the annotation of a GenBank genome assembly
UAUUUUUUCUCUCUCUACACAAAAACUCCCCUCUUUCUCUCUCUCUAAACGAAGAAUAAAAGAGAAACGCCCCCGGAAUCUCCAUCGCCGGACCCAAUUGAUUUCGACUGAUCGCCCUCUUCCACACCCCCCCCCCCCCCCCCCCCCCCCCAAAAAAAACUGUAGCCACUACUUCGCCUUGUUCUAAUUCGCCGGCGGCGGCUUCCGUCGGGUUGUUGAGUUCCGGAUUUGUCACCCACGUAUGAACAGAUAGCAGGAAGAGGAUCGAGAAAAGUAGGGAGAUGGAUCGGGAAGGAGGUUCCAACGGUGGCGCUCAGUCUUCCUACUACGCCGUCCUUGGGAUCCGAAACGACGCCUCCUUCUCCGACGUCCGCUCCGCCUACCGCCGCCUCGCCAUGAGAUGGCAUCCUGACAAAUGGGCUAGUAACCCUGGAUUAGCUGCCGGAGACGCGGAGCGUCGAUUCCAGCAAAUACAGGAGGCUUACUCCGGUGAGUUCCUUUUCGUUUCUCCCGAAAAAGGAAGUUCUUCCACUCUUCCUCUCUAUAACUCCGUAGAUUAGAUUCGCGCCGGUGGAUGAUGAUGACCCGAUUUGCUCUGUGGGCAGUUCUUUCCGACCCGGGGAAGAGGUCAAUGUACGACGCCGGGCUCUACGAUCCUCUCGAGGAAGAAGACGAGGAAUUUUGUGAUUUCAUGCAAGAGAUGAUUUCUAUGAUGAAUAAUGUCAAGGAUGAGGGGGAUAGUUUCGAAGAUCUGCAAAGGAUGUUCGUGGAAAUGGUGGGCGGUGGGGAUGGUCCAAGCUUUGACCUAGGCGGCCAGAAUCAGACGGACGGCAAAGACCACGUGUCAAUUCAUCGAAGGGUAAUCCCGCCAAGCGCAGCUCUACCCGAUGCUGAUGUGCCGCACCGGAUUACAAACCCUCAAACUGAAAUUUGCCUACAGCUCGAUCGUGUUUUUUUUUUUUUUUUGGUGGUGGUGGCACUCGACUUCCCCUAUUGUAGUGGUACUUAUUUGAUCAAAAUCUAAAAACAAGACCGAUCAAUUUUAGUUUAUUGAAGUGAAUGAUUUUGCUUGGUGUUUGGGGAUGGUGGGGAGGUGGUUUAUGUGUAGGGAGAGAGGAGUGGCUGUGUAUGUGGACAACUAUUUAGUGUUCAUUGCAAUAAAAUAUAUGUAGUGUUCAUUUUUACUUUGUCCUAAUUUGUGAUCCAUCAUUGGAUUUGACUCAUUUGAGUGAUUAGAG